Messenger RNA from Eleginops maclovinus (Patagonian blennie), 3052 nucleotides. RefSeq lists its product as uncharacterized. Gene Ontology annotation, molecular function: calcium ion binding. Bases 79 to 2193 code for a protein of 704 amino acids. The record is from RefSeq and is a predicted model, not a curated record. The transcript has 19 exons. NCBI's taxonomy places the organism in Eukaryota, Metazoa, Chordata, Actinopteri, Perciformes, Eleginopidae.
UCUCCGAGCACCAGCGUUCCUCCCCAGUGUCCGGGAAACCAGGUGAAGCUGGAGAACGCCUGCAACUGUCCAUCUGGCAUGGUGAAGGACGGAGACAACUGUAGCUGCCCGGUGGGCUUCACUCCGGAGGGGAUCGCAGGGUGUAAAGAUGUUGACGAGUGUGAAGCUGACGGGCCAGGACCAUGUGGUCUCAACGCCGGCUGCACUAACACACCCGGCUCCUACUCCUGUAGCUGUCUCCGUGGUUACCUCAUGGGUGCUGGAGGGUGCCAGGAUAUAGACGAGUGUGCUCUGGCUGCAGUGACGGGCCUGCAGGCGUGUCAGAGCAAUGCUGAAUGCCGAAACACACCCGGCUCCUUCACCUGCUCGUGUCCUGCAGGAUAUGUAAUGGCUCUAAAUGGACGAAGCUGUGUAGAUGUGGAUGAGUGCAGCUUCGAGGAGCAGUGUCGCCGUGAGCUGGGUAACGUGUGUGUGAACACUCCCGGCAGCUUUAUGUGCCGGUGCCGGUCGGGAUUCAGAGCCGAGGCCCCCGCCUGCGUUGAUGUGGACGAAUGCACGGAGACUCCUGCGGUGUGUGAUGGUCAGGGUGUGUGUGAGAACACGCUUGGGAGCUACAAGUGUGUUUGUCGACCGGGUUACCGGGGAAACGGCACACACUGCGAAGAUAAGAAUGAGUGUGCAUUAGGUGAUCACGGGUGUGACAUCAACGCGCGCUGUGGCAACAUCAUCGGCUCUUAUUUCUGCCAGUGCUACCAGGGCUUCAACGGAGAUGGCCACUCUUGUUUCGACAUUGAUGAGUGUGCUCUGAACAACGGCCACUGCCAACACAACUGCUCCAAUCAACCGGGAGAUUUCAGCUGCCAGUGUGCCUCAGGCUACCAGCUGCAGCAGGAUGGACUCACCUGCACAGAUGUGGAUGAGUGUUUGGCAGUGAACGGGACCUGUGAUCACAUUUGCAUGAACACUCAGGGAUCUUUCCAGUGCUCCUGCAGGCCCGGAUACCAGCUGCACAUCGACAACCACACCUGCGUGGACAUAGAUGAAUGUAAGCUCCAGAGUGGAGGCUGCUCUCACACCUGCUCCAACUCUGUAGGAGGACACAUCUGCCACUGCCCUGCUCCCCUGCUGCUGCACAGCGACGACCACACCUGCAUCAAUGUUACGUCAUGCAAGCUGAGAAACGGUGGCUGUGAUCACAUAUGUGGCGUGAGAGCUGAGGGUCAGGUGCGGUGCAGCUGCAGAGCCGGCUGGAAGCUGGGCGACGACCAGAGGAGCUGUGUGGAUGUGAACGAGUGCGGGGACUUCACAAACGGAGGCUGUGAGCAGCUCUGUGUGAACCAUCCUGGUGCGUUUUACUGCAGCUGCAGAGAGGGCUACAAGGUGCAAACAGACGAGCUUACCAAGUGCCAGCCUGUGUGUAACCCUCAGUGUCAGAACUCUGGAGUGUGUGUGGCUCCAAACAGCUGCGACUGUCCCCCAGGCUACCCUGGACUGGGCUGCUCAGCCAUGUGCUCCCCACCCUGUGCCCAUGGAGGAACCUGUAUGCGCUGGAACAAAUGUCUGUGUCCUCCUGGCUGGACGGGAGCAGGCUGUCACACAGCGGUGUGUGAGCUGCCCUGUGCUAAUGGAGGUCGCUGUGUGGGGCCUGAAACCUGCCAGUGUCCCUCUGACUACACUGGCCCCCAGUGCCUCCUGCCCCUGUGCAGUCCGGCCUGCAGAAAUGGAGGAAGAUGUGUGGAUGUCAACAAGUGCACGUGUGUUGGCGGAUGGCAAGGAGCUCGCUGCCAAAUAGAGCCUGUUCAUUGUCACAAACCAUGCAAAAACCGUGGAGUGUGUGUCGGCCUCAACAGGUGCCGCUGCCUCGAAGGAUAUACUGGAGUUCACUGUGAAACGGCGCUGACGAUCCCCUGUGUGCCACCCUGCCGACACGGGGCCACAUGCAGUCCUCACAACACCUGCACCUGUCCAGAGGGAACUGCAGGUCUGCGCUGCGAGAAGCUGACGUGCCCUGUGGUCACCACGGUGGUCAGUAUGACUCGAGCCGUAAGAAAGGCGUUCAGGGAGAGUUACGUGGACCGCUGUGGACCCCUGGGGGUUCAGCUUUGCACUAAAUACAGGAUGAACCAGGCUCGUGUGUACGUGCAGGCCUACAGGGUGGGCUACAAAACACAGUGUCCAGCGAGGAAGGGCUGAUGAGCCAAGUUGUAUAAGCAGACAACAUUUUGGGUAACAAACAAAAACAGAAAUGGGUGAGAGGGUGUUGUGACUUCUCUGAAUUUAUUUAAUCUGUAUGUUCACCACUAUAUUUAAUAUGUUUUACAAUUCAUGAAAAAAUAUGUAUAAGUUUAUACAAUGUGCAAUGGAUUCAUUAUUUGUGUGUGGCAGCUGAAAGUAAUAAACCUUCCUACAAAACGGUGUCAAUAUUCAUAACACUUUUUACAGUCGGAUUGUCAAUCAUUGUCAAAUAAUAAUAAGGACUGUCCGUGUGAUACUGUAAUCAAAUCAGGAAUAUUUCCAAUAAACUGAAACAAACAUCCAUUUUCUGAGUAGAAUAGCUAAAUACUCACUACAUACGUUCUUUAUCUACUUCUGUUGAUUAUUUACGGCUCGAACGGACGUAACAGAACUGCAGUGUGGCUGAUUUUUUUAUUCUUAUCACUGUGUUGUCCUGAUAUCUGCCCUCUUACCUAGCUCCCAGUUUAGUGUUCUUGUUUAGCCUGCAUUGCAUUUAUUCAAAACUUGUGUAAAAGGCCUCCACAUUGUAUACAGAUGUUACGAUAAAACAUCACAAAAUGUCUUAAAGAUGUACCAGGUUAUAAAAAGUCAGAAUAUUACGUCAUAUUAUAUAUAUUUUUGCGUGCCUCUGUGAAACCCCAAGGGGAAACAAGGCACAAUUAACAAUAAAGACAUGCAGACCCACAACAAUACUUAAUUCCUUUCCUCGUACAAAAAUAAAGACCUUGAUUUAAAAAUAUAACAUAAGAAAUUGAAGAGUUUCUAAGGAUCACCAGAGACCCUGACUCCCUGAUUAUACUGUAAGCCAACACUUCCC